Molecule: messenger RNA, 2102 nt
Organism: Nerophis lumbriciformis (worm pipefish)
Lineage: Eukaryota; Metazoa; Chordata; Actinopteri; Syngnathiformes; Syngnathidae
Product: platelet-derived growth factor subunit A-like
Biological process (GO): platelet-derived growth factor receptor signaling pathway; positive regulation of cell migration; positive regulation of cell population proliferation
Cellular component (GO): membrane
Molecular function (GO): platelet-derived growth factor receptor binding; growth factor activity
Source: RefSeq, a predicted model, not a curated record
CUGGCGAACGGGCAAGAACCACUGAGCUUCAUGAUUUAUUGUAACACAUUUAAAAAAUAUAUUUUUUCAUAUCGCUGGAAAACUUCAUAUAAAGGAAUAUAUCGGAUUUAAUGGAAAAUACACAAUAGAUCCUGCACGGGCUAUGGAUUCAAUCGGCGUAAUUAACUUCCAUCAAACUACUGGAAAAAUCCUUUAAAUUGACAUAUUUCAUUGUGAGAAGGUUCUGGUGAUUUUUUUUUUUUUUUUACCUGUCUCUUUUUUCUUGGAGAGGUAAGCUGUUCUCCCGAGGGAGGGAUGGUUCCACCCCGGCUCCUACAGUGCAUCCUCGCCCCGUCCUGGAACUUCCACAGUGGACCUCCAAGGAGAUGAGACUCGCACUCUACCAGCUCCUCGCAGGCUGGCUCUGCCUCGUACCCGCCACUGCUGAGGAGUCUCCUCUCCCCCGGGAGAUUUUGGAGCGACUCUCCCGCAGUGAGAUCCGGAGCACCAGCGACCUCCAGCGGCUACUCGAGAUAGACACCGUAGAAAACGAGGUGAUCGAAGAGACCAAACGUGACUACGACAAGGUCUUUUCUCACGGCUUCCCCGAUCUGAAGCGAGCGCACACGCAUGGGCGCUACAGGCGGAGCACUGUGGUGGAAGAGGCAUUGCCCGCGGGUUGCAAGGUGCGUACAACCAUCUACGAGAUCCCUCGCAGUCAGGUGGACGCCACAGCCGCCAACUUCAUCAUCUGGCCGUCCUGCGUGGAGGUGAAGCGCUGCACGGGCUGCUGCAAUACCAGCAACAUGAGGUGCCAGGCGUCCCGCAAGCACCACCGCACCGUCAGGGUGGCGAAGGUGGAGUACGUGCGGCGGCGACCCAAGCUGAGGGAGGUGCAGGUGAAACUAGAGGACCAUCUGGAGUGCGCCUGUACCAACAAACACCAGAGUGGCCCAAAGUCUGACACAGACAACGGUGAGAGUACUAACGCACAAUGAGCUAAGUGCAAUUUAUGAUCUUUUUCCUGAGACGCUGUGUCUUUGUAAGUAGAAAGUCAAACGGUGAAGCUGGUAUGUGUCCCACUGUGUUCCUCGAGGAACCCUUUUUUCCAUAGUAAAUAAUAGAGCUAGAAAUAUUAUUUUCCACCGUCAAACUGUGACCACAGUAAAACUUUCUUUAAUGUCAUUCAAGCAAUGUUGGGAUGAUUACUUAAAAAAAAGUAAUUAGUUGUAGUUACUACUAGUUACUUAAAGGGGACCUAUUAAGCAAAAACAACUUUUCUUACCUGAUGAUACCUGCUUUUAUGUAUUUGGGAUCCCCAUAAUUCCCGAAAAUUUUAAAUCAAACUGUGGAGGUACUGUGGAGAUAUUUAUAAAACAAUCUUGCCUUCCGUCAUACUUCUUCCAAACGAGCUGUUUGGAAUUUGCUCUGUCCUCUGACGUUUACUGCCCUGUGACGCCAGCGAAUAUCUCCAUAUUGGUAAAAAUUUACCCAAAGAUCUUUGGGCAAAUACGCCAUUGUAAUCCGACGUGGUCAAUAAACUUUACUUUAUUCUCUCCUCUUGUUGUGAAGCAGACUGGCGCGUACAUGCACAGGCAUCCUCCGCUGUUGCCAUUUCUAAUACAAAGUGGCGUAUAGUUCGAAUUGAUAUCUGUUAGUAGACUCGAUAAGGAAACGCUAUGAACUACAACAUGGUUGGCGGGGAAAAGACGCAGUCGAAAUGGAGCCACGUAAAAAAAGAUUGCCCUCAUAAUGGUGCAUUCUGAAGAGAUGGUCAGAAGGCGGCUUGAAGACGGUCGGUAAAACAUAAUCUAUGCAAAAUUUUGACCAAAGAACCACCACAAGGAAGUGUUUAAAAUGUAAAAAACCCCAUCAUAAUAUGGCCCCUUUAAUUGUUGUUAGGGUUGAAUGUUUUCACAACAUUAAAUUGUUCAUUAUUACCCCGUAGUAGUUGUAGUUGUCCUUUGUGUGUACUUUUAGUGUUGUGUGUUUAGUUUGCUGUAUAAUGUUUAUAGUGUUUUUAGUGAAUUAGACUACAAUGUGGAAUAAUAAAUACCUGCCUUUUCCAGUGCAAUUUUAAGCUUGUUUCUCGACUCUUUCUUACAUUCAACCUCCAUUCAACU